AUGUUACCAACUACAACAAAUCAUGCACAAGGACGCUCUCAACAGCAGCCACAACAACAUCAACCAACAAUUGCUGAACCGUUGGUCGAAAUAAAACACAAUUGGUUGAUUAAAAAUGUUCAGCAUAGUAGAGAUGGUGACGAGUAUACAAGUGAAUUAUUUCCAUGUACAAAUUGUGCAACAACUUGGCAAAUGCGUUUAUAUCCAUCUUAUUGUGAACGCAAUAGUAUAUUUGUUAAAUUUUACAUAUUUAUGAUCAAACCAAAACUUCGCACAAUCAAAGCUGAAGUUAGUGUGACAUGUGAAUAUAAUAGUGAAGAAAUUUAUAAAUAUACAUGGUCUAAUGCAACAUUCUAUUGUGAUCCAUCAGAAUCAUUUGAUAUCAAACGAAAUUAUGUUAUCUCCAAUUUUCUUAAAUCAUAUAUCUCUUCUUCACGUGAUCGCCUCUUAUCCUGUCCUUCGCUUAUUAUUACAUUGCAAAUUCGUCCAAUGUUAGACGCGUCGCUAUGCGAUGAUCUAAGGCUAAUUAAAGUGAGAAAUGGGACAGCGAUUGAUGAACACUCUUAUACGUAUCAAUGGACAAUUGAUGAUUUUAAUACGAAAACAAAAUUAUGUUAUGAAGACGAAUGUCUAGAAUCAUCAAUAUUUACAUUCGAACAUAAAUUAGAUCGACGUUUUAUCAAUUUAAAUAAUUGUUUUCAACUAUGUUUAUCGUUAGAGCGAGAACAAAAUAUGAUUAUUAUGUUAUAUCGUUUGACACUGAAAACUCGUCUACGUUUACCUUAUCGUUUUCGCUUAGAAUUUUUUGUUCGUGCAAAUUUUUCUACACGUCUAUUGAAGAUGAGUGAUGUUCUUGAUCCUGUGGAUAUAUUCCAGUUUGAUCCAUUUUCAUCAAAAGAUCUAAGUGACUGUACACAACAAUACAAUAGUAGUCCGUGUCUAGUAUUUUUCGUACGAAUUGUUCUAUUUGGACAACAAAAUCCAAAAUUAUGUUUGAAUGUAUUAGAUUAUUGUCCAUUGAAUGAUACAAUGUCAAUAGCAGAUAAUGAUUUUUAUCCGGUUAACAAUAAUCAAUUAAUGACUCGUGAAUUGUUACGUACAGGAAAAUUUUCCGAUGUUAAAAUUAAAGUUGGUUCAAAAGAAUUUAAUGUUCAUCGUUGUAUACUUGCAUCAUGUAGUGAAGUAUUUGAACGAAUGUUUAGCAUUGACAUGUUAGAAAAACAAACAAAUAUUAUUGAAAUUAAUGAUAUAUCAGAUGAUAUUAUCGAAGAAAUGUUAAGAUACAUCUAUUAUAAUGAUAUUAAAUAUUUAGAUCAAAAUGCGUUAGAUUUACUCUACGUAGCUGACAAAUAUGCCAUUGAAAAUUUAAGAAAUGUUUGUAUUAAAUCACUUAUCAAUUCAAUUACCUAUGAAACGGCUGCUGAAAUGUUGAUACGUGCAAACAUUUAUAAUUCAAAGUUGUUAAAAGAUAAUAUAUUGACAUUCAUUAAAACAUAUAGUAAAGACGUGUUUCAAACAGAACAAUGGAAACAAUUAGAACGUACACAACCAUAUUUAUUAGUCGAUGUAUUAAAAUUUAUUGCAAAUGGAACAUAUUCUUAA
Molecule: messenger RNA, 1602 nt
Organism: Didymodactylos carnosus
Lineage: Eukaryota; Metazoa; Rotifera; Eurotatoria; Philodinida; Philodinidae
Source: the annotation of a GenBank genome assembly